AUGCCAGAAACAUUUGACGUGGACUAUGUCCUGUCCACUAUUAGCGAGUCAGACAAGAUUGCACUUUUAUCCGGUAUUGUUGAUUUUCUCUCCAACGAAGAUCUCCUGGUCCCCGCGCAGUCGUCUCGCGCAACCUCGCUAACAGACCCAUUCUUAGGGAUCGAUUUUUGGCACACACAUCCCGUGCCAGACCUCGGCGUUCCCUCCAUCCGGGUCACAGAUGGACCAAAUGGAAUUCGAGGGACAAAGUUUUUCGCCGGGAUCCCCGCCGCGUGUUUACCCUGUGGCACCGCCCUGGGUGCCACCUGGGAUCGAGAUCUCAUCUACAAAGCGGGAGAAUUGCUAGGUGAGGAGUGCAUCGCCAAAGGGGCGCACUGUUGGCUGGGUCCCACGAUCAACAUGCAACGCGCGCCAGUGGGUGGUCGUGGGUUCGAAUCUUUUGCGGAAGAUCCUCAUCUCUCGGGCAUACUGGCAAAGUCCAUCAUUCUCGGCUGUGAAAGUAAAGGCAUUGUCUCGACUGUCAAGCACUUUGUGGGCAACGAUCAAGAACAUGAACGUCGUGCGGUGGAUGUGCUUGUAACCCAGCGCGCGCUACGAGAGAUCUACUUACGACCAUUUCAAAUUGUGGCUCGCGAUGCAAAACCUGGGGCGAUUAUGACAUCUUACAAUAAGAUCAACGGAAAGCAUGUGGUGGAAGAUGAACGCAUGCUCCGCUUGAUCCGCGAGGAAUGGAAAUGGAACCCGCUGGUCAUGAGCGAUUGGUAUGGAACCUACACCACCGUCGAUUCCAUGAAUGCUGGGUUGGAUCUAGAGAUGCCGGGCCCGUCUCGAUAUCGCGGAAAAUAUAUCGAGUCGGCCGUGCAAGCUCGCUUGAUCAAGCAAUCCACCAUCGACGCCAGAGUGCGGAGAGUGCUGGAAUUUGUCAAGCGAGCGAGCCGGGUCCAAGUGUCUCAGGCGGAAAAGGGUCGUGACCUCCCCAAAGACCGAGCAUUAAAUCGAAAACUGUGUACGAGCAGUAUCGUUCUCCUCAAAAAUGAAGGCAUCUUGCCUCUGCCACAGAACAUCACGAAAAUUGCGUUGAUCGGAUCGCACGUCAAGACACCCGCCAUCUCAGGGGGAGGAAGCGCCUCCCUCAAGCCCUAUUAUGUUGUCUCGGUCUUUGACGCAUGUGAGGAAACACUUCCUCAUGUGCAGGUGCUUUAUGAGCCAGGCGCAUACGCACACAAAAUGCUUCCCGUGAUCGACCGCCUCCUCAGCAAUGCGGCCAUCACCUUCUACAAUGAACCAGUGGGCCAGGAGCGACAUCUGAUCAGCACGGGGCCUGUAACGACCACGGCCUUUCAAUUCAUGGAUUACAAUGCUCCUGGUCUGAACAGAGGUCUGUUCUGGGCUACGCUGACUGGUGACUUCACGCCGGAUGCAUCCGGAUUCUGGGAAUUCGGGUUGAGUGUCUUUGGCACAGCCAAUUUCUACAUUGACGACGAGCUCGUGAUCGAGAACACAACGAACCAGACACGGGGAACGGCAUUUUUCGGAAAAGGAACCGUUGAGGAACGAGGAUCCAAGGAGCUGGUAGCGGGCACGACUUACAGAAUUCGAAUCGAGUUCGGGUCCGCCAACACGACGACAAUGAAGACGGUCGGAAUGGUGAACUUUGGAGGUGGAGCGGCCAAUCUGGGAGCCUGUCUUCUCAUAGAUCCAGAGACCAUGAUUGCAAAAGCCACAGAGGCUGCUAUGGAGGCCGACUAUUCAAUCAUAUGCACAGGACUCAGUCAGGACUGGGAAUCGGAAGGAUUUGAUCGUCCGCACAUGGAUCUUCCACCAGGUGUUGAUCGGUUGAUCACCAGUGUCCUUGAUGUUGCUGCGGAGAAGACUGUCGUGGUCAACCAGUCUGGUACGCCGGUGACCAUGCCGUGGGCCAGCAAGGCCCAGUGUAUCGUGCAAGCUUGGUAUGGAGGGAAUGAAACCGGUCAUGGAAUCGUUGAUGUGCUCUUUGGCGCAGUCAAUCCUUGCGGAAAGUUGCCCUUGUCAUGGCCUGUAGACCUGCGUCAUAACCCAGCAUAUCUCAACCACGUCAGCGUCGGCGGUCGUGUGUUGUACGGCGAAGAUGUCUACGCAGGCUAUCGCUUCUACGAGAAGACCGGUCGAGAGGUGCUGUUUCCAUUUGGUCAUGGCCUGUCCUACACGACCUUCCAGGUCUCAGCGAACGUGUCUGUCAGCCCUCAGACUUAUGAGAUGGAUCAUCCGUCGGUCGCAAGCGUCCGUAUCGAAAACAUCGGUCUCUCGGCGGGAGCUCAAAUUCUUCAGCUCUACGUUGCGGCCCCUGAUUCGCCGACACCGCGUCCAUCCAAGGAGUUGCAUGGGUUCGAAAAAGUUUUCCUUGAGCCCGGCGAGGUGCAGACAGUGGACCUCCAACUCGAUCGGUAUGCCACGAGUCUCUGGGAUGAGAUAGAGGAAAUGUGGAAAAUUGAACAGGUCGCGCGAUCGUACGGAAUGGACAAUUCACCCGCGGUUCGGACACGCAAGCAUACGCGGGUGCUCACCGCGUGCCACGCUUGUCGGCUCAGCAAGACACGAUGUGACUCGGCGAGGCCAGAGUGUGCCAAAUGCAUGCAGCGUGGAGUAGCAUGCGAGUAUCCAGACAAGGAUGCCAUCUCAGUAUUAGAAACAUGGGGCGCUCGAAUCUUGGAUGCGGUAGAGCGUCAAGAGCGACUGUUGUUGGCAAACCUGGUGUCCAGUAAAGGGCAGGCCUUGGCUACACAGCUGGCGUCGCCAUCGUCAAUAGAAGAUGUAGAUCCUGAAUCCAUUUCUCGCAACGAUGCGCCCAAAACCCCCAUCACAGGGUCCGACAUGAUUCUCAGUUGGCCCAUCUUUCCAAAGGACAAGCCCGUGUCUACCUUCCCUAUCACUGCUCACUCGGAGAAGCCAGAUCGCUUCCCACCCUCUCUCCCUAAUCUCGAGCCGCAAAGACUGCUUGAACUACGAAACAUCUUUAUGACCAAAGUCUGGACCAAAAACCCAAUCAUAGACGUGGAGCAACUUGAUUAUUACAUCAAUCGAGUGCUAGGAAAAGGAUUCGACUGGUCAGCGUCGUCGUGUUUGUUGUUGCUCGUCUUUGCUCUCGCAGCCAUUUGGGGGAACUACCCGGAUGACGAGACUCGUGAAGUUCCAUACAACGAGGCGACCUUCGGUCAGCCAAUAGCAUAUGUGACCAUUGCAGUGCCGGAAGAGCGAAUGAAAGAAUCGCUGGCGUUCGUCUCAAUGGCACGACAACGUCUAUACACGGCCUUUCUGGAUGACUCCUUGUUGGGCGUGCAAUGUCUUUGCUUAUUUGGCAUCUGGUACCAGUAUAACAUUGAGCCCAUUGAGGGCUGGAAAAUGUUUCGAGCAGCGUCUAUGCUCUGGCAGACAUAUCGCCUGAAGUAUCAAGAAGCAAGACCUGACAGGAGCGCGCAAGAAGAGAGUCAGUACUCGACGCCUCGUAUAUGCAUUCAAACGCCUUUUUCUAAUGCAGAACAGGUUUGGAGCAAAGACUUUAUUGGACGUGUCUCAAGUCAGAAUGGUGCGUUUCCCCACACAUGGGCGGUUCGACACAUCUGGACGUCCAAGGUGCAGCAACUAACCGGCUAUAGCGAGGUCCGUUAUGAGCUGACAGACCUUCCACCGUGCGAGCUAAGCCUCGCCGACUUCCCUCAUGCUCUUCCCAGCUUCCCCGUGAGGCACCCAGCCAGUAAUACUCACGGAUGGACCACUUCGAGCUUGCCAACCACGGACUCCGAGGCAACCUCCUCCUACUAUUUUUUGUCGGAGAUCUUCUUACGCCGACUGCUGAACAGAAUCCGUAAUGCAGUCUGCGUGCUCUCUCCGGAGAUUGAUGGCUCAUCUGUUCAGGCCUUAGUGAAUACAUUGACACAACUGGAAGGCCAACUGCGGCAAUGGGUAGAUUGCCUUCCACCUUCCCUUCGAUUUGACAUGCCGUUGGAAUCCCCACCACGGCUUCACGAGGAGGAACUCAUGAAGCUGGCUCGAGAGCGAUAUGUCGAGGUCCGUGAACUGCUCUGUCGCGUGUACUUGUACCUGUGUAUCCACGUGUCCCUGGAGCCAGAAAUGGCAUCUUUGUAUGGAGCCAAAGCAAGCGAAUCGCUUCAGCUGUCAGUGUAUCGCAUUCGACACGAGGUGCCCUUCUUUAGGCAUCCGGGGUCUUGGGGCGCGUGUCGGGUACGCUUCAACCAUGCACUUUGCCUGAUUGCAGGAUUUCGUGCCAAGCUGAUGCGGUGUCCUUCGGCUGAAUACGUGGAAAUCCCCCCUGACUGGGCUGAUUGCGUGCGGGAGGUGAUAACGCGACUCAAGAUUUGGGGUAACGAGGGCGGCGGGAUCAAGGAACUUAGCGAGCUACUGGAAUGGCUCAUGACAAUCCAUAGCUUCUUGGGAUUGUAG
This is a messenger RNA of Penicillium diatomitis, 4437 nucleotides long. Its product is annotated as beta-glucosidase H. Gene Ontology annotation, biological process: regulation of DNA-templated transcription; glucan catabolic process. The record is from RefSeq and is a predicted model, not a curated record. Lineage: Eukaryota; Fungi; Ascomycota; Eurotiomycetes; Eurotiales; Aspergillaceae. The coding region runs from base 1 to 4437 and encodes 1478 amino acids. The transcript is spliced from 6 exons. Gene Ontology annotation, molecular function: beta-glucosidase activity; DNA-binding transcription factor activity, RNA polymerase II-specific; zinc ion binding.